Cottoperca gobio is the source of this 3163-nucleotide messenger RNA. It is a transcript of the gene znf367, whose product is annotated as zinc finger protein 367. The coding region runs from base 283 to 1230 and encodes 315 amino acids. Gene Ontology annotation, biological process: regulation of transcription by RNA polymerase II. Lineage: Eukaryota; Metazoa; Chordata; Actinopteri; Perciformes; Bovichtidae. Gene Ontology annotation, molecular function: RNA polymerase II cis-regulatory region sequence-specific DNA binding; DNA-binding transcription factor activity, RNA polymerase II-specific. The record is from RefSeq and is a predicted model, not a curated record. Gene Ontology annotation, cellular component: chromatin; PcG protein complex; transcription regulator complex. The transcript is spliced from 5 exons.
ACAACGCUCCUGUGGGCGCACACAGGUCAGUUCAGACGACCCGCUGCGGCAAGAAGGAAACUUAUUAUCAUCUUCAUAUCCAACUGUAUAUUUCGCGAUGCUUUGUAGCGAACAACGGAUCCGAGAUUUUUCUAUUCCUCUCUGGAAAUGAAGGACAUAUUCACUCCAGAUUGAAAAGGCGAUCCAUGUAUGACUUUCACUCAUUCAUUUUUUUAAACUCAUCAAUUAGAGUUACAACUUAUACUGUAUUUUCUUGCUUUUACCGGAGUUUUGACACGUACGAUGGCCGAUAACAAACACCCGCACGUUAUUUACUGCAACGACUCGCCUAAAAGAGUUUUGGUGUCCGUUAUUAAGACCACACCGAUCAAACCCAGGAAAGCGGAGGCCCUGACGCCGACAAGUCCCGGUUUUAGCGACUUCAUGGUCUACCCGUGGAAAUGGGGGGAGAACGCCCACAAUGUGACCCUGAGCCCGGGCUCAGUGAGCGGGGCUUCGUCACCGACCGGAGCCCAGACUACCAGGGAAGUGGACACGGAGCCUACACCUGAACAGAUCAGGGAUGGCAUUCGCAGAGGGCGUCCACGGGCUGACACUGUCCGGGAGCUCAUAAACGAGGGGGAGACUUCAGCCAGCCGUAUUCGUUGUAACAUCUGCAACCGAGUGUUUCCCAGAGAGAAGUCUCUGCAGGCUCACAAGAGGACACACACAGGAGAGAGGCCCUACCUGUGUGACUACCCAAACUGUGGGAAGGCGUUUGUGCAGAGUGGUCAGCUGAAGACGCACCAGCGGCUGCACACUGGGGAAAAACCCUUUGUCUGCUCGGAUAAAGGAUGUGGCAAUCGGUUCACACAUGCCAACCGUCACUGUCCCAAGCAUCCUUUCUCCCGUCUGAAGAGAGAGGAACCAAAGGAGGGCCAGGGGAAAUCUCAGUCUGUGGAUAACAAGGCUGUGGCAGAGUGGCUGGCAAAGUACUGGCGAACCCGUGAGGAGCGUGCCCCCACAACCACCAAGGGGAAGCCACAGGGUAAGGCAAGAGCAGAAGACCAGGAGCAGCAGGAUCCCAUGGAGUUUCUCCAGUCCGAUGAAGAGAACGGGGAAGAGGAAGAGUCAGCAGAGGAAGAGAAGGGCACCCAGGGAGGAGCCGCCAAGCGUCGGCUCCAGGAGCAAAGAGAGCGUCUCCACGGUGCUCUGGCACUCAUUGACCUGGCCAACAACCUGUCUGCCUGAACACCCCCCACCCACUUCCUGAUCCUUGACAUUCCCUGUCCCUCAUAUCUCCAUACCCAAACCCGCCUUCCUGCAGUAUGUGCUGUGGCUAGAAAGUGUUGAGAAAUGCAGAUCAAUGACUAGUUUAGUUCAUUCCAUCAAGUUGUGACAUCAGACUUUGAGAAAGAGCUGAAUUGGCCUGAGGUCAGUGUUAUGCACAGCAUCAUCUUUACCCCUCACAGCACCAGGAAGGCACAAGCUAAAGCACCUUAUUCAGCUUCCAUUGUAUCCUUUUAGGCUGCUAUAAUUGUAGAUUUGACUAUAUGAAGAAUGUCUUUCUUGCUCCUGUCUUCUAAAGGCAAAGUAAGAGUACCUAUUAUGUUUUUUUAUUUGUUUUGUUUGCACUUUGAUGGUAACGAGUUUGUUGAGUGUAUUGUGAGUGUAACCGAGUGUGUAUGACUGAUGUAUAUAUGGAGUAAGCUCAGAUGGACAGAAUGAUACAGGGUAUGGUCAAACAUAGGAAAUGUUAAGUUGCAUUCAAACUGUCAGAUGGCCUCUCAUCAUGCUCCCAGGUUUCAUCUCUAGCAUUGUAAGCACAAUUUCUCUCCCACUGGCUACAGCAGUGGUGGUAGAAAUGCACCGAGAAACAUUCAGAUAGUUUAAGCUUCACCUAUACGGCACAAUGUGCGUUGGUGGACUAAAGGAGACAAACCAAGCCUGGGGAGCUGGAUCAGUCUGGCAUGUAACGUGGUCAUUUUUAUAUGCGAAUGAGAGGUGAUCAUUGCAAGCCUAAUCCAGAAGUCAAACAUCCACACUUUGACAGUUUCACCACUUCAUCAUGAUAUACACAUAAUUGACAUACAGCGAAUUACAUUACCAGAGGCACACAGAAAAUGUUCACCUGGAGCUGACCAUGCUGUACUUAUAUAAUUAAGUAAUUUCAAUAUUUAAAGGACCAGUGUACCUUUAAUGACAUGCCAUAUUUCCAUUUUAACAGCUGUUUUUCUGAAAGAUACAGGAAAUGUGUGAAGAACCUGUAGAACUAAAGUUUUCCAACCAGACGGGAGAUAUUUUACUAUUAUGUCGGUCGCCUUUUAUAUUAAAGGGUGCCAGACCACUUACGAUACAAACAUUUAAAUUAUGAUAUAUUUAUUUCACCAUAUUUUUAUACCGGCUAACAUUUCUGUUUAACUUUUGAUAGCCCUGGAAUCUUUUGAAAUAUUCAGACACCAGCAAAAAAAAUAAAAAUCAGCCAAGUUUUAAAAACAUGUUAAAUCCAUUAAGAAUAUUUAGCAUACAUUUUGACACCACAUUGAUUUUUAUUUCGCAUUUACACUCCUUAUUAAGUCUGGGAUUAAGCUUGCAAUGCACUGAAGAUUAGAUUUGUCGUACGUGUCCAAGAAAAUGGCACCUGUUUUUGACGAACUGGUUUUUGUAGUGCUGGGUGUUUUUAUUUUAUUUUUUAAGCAACACUACAUCCUUCAACACUAUGAAGCCUCUCAUAACUGCCCUGUCAAUAACCUGUCACUCUAGCUGUGAUGUUUGAAUCUGUUUGAUUAAAAAGAUGACCCUUGUGGAGUUAUGGUGAAACUGGAAGGCAAGUGAAUUGUUGAUAAUCAAAGCACCAAAUGAUUUAUUUUUUACCCAAUUAUAGUAUAUUUUGAAACAUUUCUAACCCUUAGUCUAUUUUGUGGUUUGAGAAGAUUAUGGCAUUUAAUAUAUACACAUUGUGUUUGUUAGAAUAUUGAGUGUGCACAAUUUACGGAGAGCUUUGAACUUUAAGCUUCUCCCCUAACAUCCUCCGACAGUUUUCAUGUUUUUGACAUGUAUAUAGAGUGAUCGUGCUUGCUUGGUAGACAUUUUAUUACACAUUUUAAAAAGGUAAGAUUUCUCUGACAGGCUGUCCACACUGUUCUAUAAUUGUUGGUUUUCAAUAAAUGUUCACUGUACCUGA